AUGAUAAACGAGAGUUUGGAAUCUGAUCAAGAAAUAGACCCAGAAAGGGAAAGAUAAAAGCUUAUGUUAAAAAGACAAAAAUCAAUCGAGGAGAGUCUCUAAUUAAAUGUCAAAGAUCACAUUGUAAAAUUAGAAGUAUUGAUUAAAAAUAUUUGAAGAAUUAUUUAGCUGAACUUAAAAAAGACUUAGAAAUUAGUAAAAAGGAAAUGUCUAACUUAAGAAUGGAAAUAGCAACAGUAAAAAAUAAUCAUGGCAAAUCAAGCGACGAUCUAUGUACUUUUAUAUAAAAUGAUGUAUAACUGAUAGUAAUAAAUUAAGGCAAAAAGAUUAUUAAAUGAAGCUUUAAAGAAAUCUUAAGAUGUUAAACAUGAUGGUGAAUUUUUGGAUGCACAAUUAAAUGUUUUAAAAAGUGAUAAAGAAAAAUUGCAAGAUGUAACAGGAACAUUAGAAAAGAGAAUAAUAUCUUGUGAAACAGAUGUUGGUUUUAAACACGUGUAUGAUUGA
Molecule: messenger RNA, 504 nt
Organism: Paramecium pentaurelia
Lineage: Eukaryota; Ciliophora; Oligohymenophorea; Peniculida; Parameciidae
Source: the annotation of a GenBank genome assembly